Molecule: messenger RNA, 2511 nt
Organism: Exophiala mesophila
Lineage: Eukaryota; Fungi; Ascomycota; Eurotiomycetes; Chaetothyriales; Herpotrichiellaceae
Exons: 3
Coding region: 438-2150 (570 amino acids)
Molecular function (GO): flavin adenine dinucleotide binding; N,N-dimethylaniline monooxygenase activity; NADP binding
Source: RefSeq, a predicted model, not a curated record
GGACGCUCGGCUAUUGCCAUAGCAGUAUUUGGCCGAAACAUCACGCCAGAAGCGACUCGACUCACCCCGCAGCCCACAUCCAACACCAACGGCCAUUGGUCAAAGUGCCUUGGGGAUGGCGGUUUGAAUCCACUUUGAGACUUGGGGAUGGCUUAUGGACCCAUCAUGUCACCAAGCCAGGAACAUCAAGCACCAGGGUCUGAAUUCUUCAGUACCUCGGCCUUCGCAGAGCGCGUCACAAACAGGAUGGUGAUUGUCUGAGAACAGGGACUUACCAACCCACCAUGACUCGGCCACAACGACAGCAGACAGCAGCCCAGACACUUUAGAAGCUUGCAUAUCCCCUCCCAGAACAUUCUAUCCUGUUGUUGCUGCUCCUGCUCCUCCUGCUCGUAGGCUCUGCUCUUGUCGAAUUCCUUCUCGUGGUAGCAUUGAGAAUGGGAGGCAACAAACCAUGGCCGCAAGUCCCAGUGGGCAACAAGGAUCACACCGAGGCCUCGGUGGUUAUCAUUGGAGGAGGCAUCUCGGGCAUGUGUACUGCCAUUGACCUCAUCAGCAACAACAUUCACAACUUUGUCAUCCUCGAGAAGAGCGGUGGGGUUGGUGGCACCUGGCGAGAUAACAAAUAUCCGGGAUGUUGCUGUGACGUGUGGUCGCAUCUCUAUAGCUAUUCAUUUGAGCAGAACCCCGACUGGACGCGAGAAUACCCUGGUCAGGAAGAGAUCCUUCGAUAUCUGAUGGGCGUUGCUCAGAAGUACGAGCUGUAUCGCUAUGUUCGCUUCAACACAGCCGUCGACUCGGCCAAAUGGGAUGAUGCAAGCAAGAAGUGGAAGACAAGUGUCACGGUGCAGGGGGCAAAAGAUGCCGAGUUCGGCCAAAACUACACCAUUACUUCGGAUUUUCUCGUCUCUGCCGUUGGCCAGCUCAACGUUCCUCGAUACCCCGACAUUGAUGGGUUAGACCAGUUCACAGGCAAGCUGAUGCACAGCGCCCGGUGGGAUUGGAGCUAUUCUCUCAAGGGGAAGAAGGUUGCCAUCAUUGGAAAUGGCGCCACCGCAGCUCAGAUCAUCCCCGAGAUUGUCAAAGAGGUGGACCAUCUCACCAUUCACCAACGGACACCCAAUUGGGUUAUCCCUCGUCUGGACGCCGAGAUCCCCUCGUGGAAGCGAAGCGUUUACCGAUAUCUCCCCUACGUUCGGCAUCGGAAGAGGGCUGACAUGAUGGACUUCCGAGAGAGUUUCUACGAUGCCGUUUUCAACCAUGAUUCAGCCACGGCUCAUUUCAUCGAGGCACAGAGCAAAGACCACAUGCAUACCCAACUCAAGGAUCGGCCAGAUCUUUGGGCCAAGCUGCAGCCCAACUACGCCGUGGGCUGCAAGCGAGUCAUCAUCUCAGACGAUUAUUUCCCCGUCUUCGCACGCGACAAUGUCAAGCUCGAGACGGGCAAGAUCGACCGGAUCACGGAAAAAGGGAUUGUGACGGACGGUCAUGAAGAAGAGUAUGACUUGAUCAUUUUGGCGACAGGCUUCCGGACCGUCGAGUUUAUGUACCCAAUCGACAUCACAGGUAGUGCCGGGAGAACGCUCGCUAGCGUAUGGAAGGAUGGUGGACAGGCUCUCUAUGGCGUGACCGUGGAGAGUUUACCCAAUUUCGGCAUGCUCUAUGGGCCCAAUACGAAUCUAGGCCACAACAGCAUCAUCCUGAUGAUUGAGGCCCAAAGCAAGUAUAUCAACGCCUUGAUCAAGGAGGUGGUUGAAGCAAGGUCCAAGUCAGGCAGCCUUGUCAUCACCCCCAACCCUCAACGGGUCAAGGAGUUCAACGACCAGAUCCAAUCCGAGCUCGAGAAGAGUAGUUUUGCCGACCCCAACUGCAAUUCAUGGUACAAGAUCAAGGAUAGCGGCAAGAUCACCAACAACUGGAGCCGCACGGUGAUUAACUAUCAAAAGAUUUUGGAAAAGGUCGAUUGGUCCGACUUUAACGUUUCCGGCACAGGAGCAGAGAAGUUCUCUAACGGACGUACCACCAAAAUCGGUCGGGUGGUGGAGGAGUCUAUAAUCAGCUACGGCACAAUGGCAUGGACUGCUGCGAGCAUUGCAGCUGUGGGGGCUGGGGUGCUGCUGCGCAACAGUGGAAGACUCCGGCUGCGUUGAUGGUUGCCACGUGGUUUGGAUGUGGGUUGGGUGAGAGUGCUAUGUGAGGAUGAUAGAGUCUCGCCCACACUUGGUCGUGAUAGUAUCUCUGUUCUGGCACUUGGGUGACACGAAACAUUGCCCAUGGGACCUUGCAGAAAUUGUAGGAAUUGGAUCGUGGGCUUGCAAAGUACUAACCUACCCUUAUCUUUCAUGGACGAUGGCGCAACAUUUUUUUUGGUCCUGCGGUACCUGCAGGCUGCAAUGCCCAUCAUUUACCAGAAUCGAGAUUUGGCAGUUAAGCGAGCAUUUAGUGGCGAUGCAGGGGCAAGGGAGGGAUGGAGGUCAUCAGAAUCACUUUUACUUCAAGUCACCAGUGUCA